AUGGAGAAGGACAGCCUGAGCCGUGCGGACCAGCAGUAUGAGUGCGUGGCGGAGAUUGGCGAGGGCGCCUAUGGGAAGGUGUUCAAGGCCCGCGACCUGAAGAACGGCGGCCGCUUCGUGGCUCUGAAGCGCGUGCGGGUGCAGACCGGAGAGGAGGGCAUGCCGCUCUCCACCAUCCGCGAGGUGGCGGUGCUGAGGCACCUGGAGACCUUUGAGCACCCCAACGUGGUCAGGUUGUUUGACGUGUGCACUGUGUCACGAACAGACAGAGAAACCAAACUUACACUAGUGUUUGAGCACGUUGAUCAAGACUUGACCACCUACUUGGAUAAAGUUCCGGAGCCCGGAGUGCCCACAGAAACCAUAAAGGAUAUGAUGUUUCAGCUUCUCCGAGGUCUGGACUUUCUUCAUUCUCAUCGAGUAGUGCAUCGUGACCUAAAACCACAGAAUAUCCUGGUGACCAGCAGUGGACAAAUCAAACUGGCUGACUUUGGCCUUGCCCGCAUCUAUAGUUUUCAAAUGGCCCUGACGUCAGUGGUUGUUACACUGUGGUACCGAGCCCCAGAAGUCUUGCUCCAGUCCAGCUACGCCACGCCCGUGGAUCUCUGGAGUGUCGGCUGCAUAUUUGCAGAGAUGUUUCGCAGAAAGCCUCUCUUUCGUGGAAGUUCAGAUGUGGAUCAACUAGGAAAAAUCUUGGACGUGAUUGGACUUCCAGGAGAAGAAGACUGGCCCAGGGAUGUUGCUCUUCCCAGACAGGCUUUCCAAUCCAAAUCUGCCCAACCCAUCGAGAAAUUCGUGACAGAUAUUGACGAACUAGGCAAAGACCUACUUCUGAAAUGCUUGACGUUUAAUCCAGCAAAAAGAAUAUCCGCCUAUGGCGCCCUGAAUCACCCGUACUUCCAAGACCUGGAGAGGUACAAGGACAACCUGCACUCCCACCUGUCAUCCAGCCAGACCACCUCAGAGCUGAACACAGCCUGAGGAUCGUGGGGGAUACCAUGAGCUGGUCAUCUAAACAUGUCGGUGGCUGACGAGUCCCCUGAGAAAGCCUUGCAGAGCAGUUGAAGAUGGCUGGCUGCGGGUCUUCCAGACGCCAGCUUCUGGAUGGGCUCUGCUUCACCAAGGACACCACCUAGUUUACUAUUCCAAAAUCAAUGCAAGAGCGAUUGCCGCUUUAUGUUCGUUCACCUGUUUGUUGUCUGUCUGUCUGAAGAACCUGGAGAACUUCCAGAUGAAGAGAAGCUGCUGACCCAUCGUGCUGCCGUUUCAUUUUCUAACCUUGAGUGCUGCCCACUGUGGGAUGGUAAUCUAGGUCCAGCUGAGUUAUGACAUCAUCGCUGCAGCUGCUGGGCCUGCUUUGGUACUUG
Chionomys nivalis (European snow vole) is the source of this 1367-nucleotide messenger RNA. RefSeq names its product cyclin dependent kinase 6 (gene Cdk6). Gene Ontology annotation, molecular function: cyclin binding; cyclin-dependent protein serine/threonine kinase activity; ATP binding. Lineage: Eukaryota; Metazoa; Chordata; Mammalia; Rodentia; Cricetidae. The coding region runs from base 1 to 981 and encodes 326 amino acids. Gene Ontology annotation, cellular component: cytoplasm; cyclin-dependent protein kinase holoenzyme complex; nucleus. The transcript has 7 exons. Gene Ontology annotation, biological process: protein phosphorylation; G1/S transition of mitotic cell cycle; regulation of G2/M transition of mitotic cell cycle. The record is from RefSeq and is a predicted model, not a curated record.